CAAUUAGUUUAUUUACAACUGUCAAUGUUAUAGAAAAAUAUUUUCUUUUUACUUUUUUUUUUGUAUUUUUGUCUUUCCUAUGGAGAGGGAUACUUCAUUUCAAUACACCAAUGAGCCACAGAUCAGUGAAAGUAACGUUAAUGUCGAAGAUGCACCGGACGAACAUAUCAAUGAGGCAGACAUUGCUAACGAAGUAUGUCAGGUAGCUGUAGCCCGGUCGUUUAGAAAAGCUGUUAAAGUUGCUCUCAAAAUGGAAACCCUAAAUCACAAUGAGAAAAAAUCCUAUACCGACUUACUGUCCCUACCAACAAAAAUGUACUUAGAUAGCACCCUGGUACCUGCUUUGGCUAAUGGAAUAGCACACGUCGUCCAUGAAAGACCUAUCAGUCCUAUAAAAACACUAGCCGUUUUUUUAUUGAAAAAUAAAAGUAUUUACGAAACAGAAGCCGAACUGGAAGAAUCUAGAGGUGCCGCAAGUGCAGCCAAAUCCAAAUCAAGAUUUGCAGCUAUAGCUUCAAAGAUUAUUUCUUCCUAUAGAGUAUAAGUAGAUCGAAAGAUUUAGAUGUCAAUUUCUACAUUUAUAUUAUAAAGCAUUAUGUGUAAUAAACGAACGAUAAUAAUAUAUAUUGUACAAUGAUCCGAGCUGAUUAGGGAUGUUUAUAGAAAUAUAAAGUGAUGUAAAAUCUUACUGG
Messenger RNA from Psylliodes chrysocephalus, 692 nucleotides. The record is from the annotation of a GenBank genome assembly. Lineage: Eukaryota; Metazoa; Arthropoda; Insecta; Coleoptera; Chrysomelidae.